AGAAGCUGCUCAUAUCAAACAGUUGCCGCCAGAUGUCAAAUACCUCUGGUAGAGAAGAAGCAGUGGUUGUAACAGAUGAUGGGAGCACCAUUGUUUGCUGGCAUCCUGAACCAAAGGUUCCUUAUCAUAUGACUAAGCCACUUCCAGAAAUAGCUGAGGAGUCCGACUCCGUAUUGAAAGUUCAAAACAAAAAAGAGUUGAAGCAGUUGUUCAGACGACAGCAUCCUUUCUUCAUCAACAAGGAACUUCGAGAACUCACUUUCACUACUAAACACCCAUGGUAUCCCAGACCUGGGAAACGAUUUGCUAAAAAGCAGCCACCAAGAGAUAGGGAAUACUUGUAAGAAAGGAAACUUAAAACUUUCUGGUAUUUUGUACAUACUUUAUGUAAUAAAAUCUUUUGAGUAAUGUA
Messenger RNA from Penaeus monodon (black tiger shrimp), 412 nucleotides. It is a transcript of the gene mRpL42, whose product is annotated as 39S ribosomal protein L42, mitochondrial-like. The record is from RefSeq and is a predicted model, not a curated record. Gene Ontology annotation, cellular component: mitochondrial large ribosomal subunit. NCBI's taxonomy places the organism in Eukaryota, Metazoa, Arthropoda, Malacostraca, Decapoda, Penaeidae.